AUUGAAACAAUUUAGCCAAUCACUAGCAUAGAAAAAAAAAACUAAACGUGAUUCAAACGUGACGUGAUGACGUGGCAUUCACGCUCCCAACAGGAGCGUCGGAUGAAGCUGUGCGAUGAAUGAGAUGAGAGGCUGACAGAGGGCAGAGGGGUGGAUGAUGAUGAUGAAUUUGAUGAAGGAGCAGAAUAAUCAAGCCAACGAAGAAUCAACGUCGUAGCUUCUCCUCAUCUACAAGCCUGCUUUAGAGAAACGCAGAAACAAAUAUUCCUCUGCGCGGAUGUUGGAGUUUAUGUCAACGUAAAGAGAAAACGAGCUUCUUUUUAAUCCCAGAGGAGGAAAAAUCCCGAAGAGGAAAGCAAAUGUCUUUUGUAUCAUCUCCAGAAGCAGCAGAGAGGAUGGAGAACCGUCCGAGAGGAAGAUGUCUGUCACCUCCGAGCUGCGGUCAAUGCAUCAGAUCCAGUGAAACUCAAUAAUAUUUUUCCCUGGGAAGCUUUUUUAGUUUAUAAUUUAAUGGAAGGUCGGACUUUGGUUGAAAAUAAGCGAGUCAAACUUGCAUUUAGGAAUUGAUACAGGUUGUUUAAAUGGGAAUGGAGAUGUAAUCCCUCUUUUUUGGUUUAAAUAUUCAUCUUCUUGCAAGAUUUCACACCAGCUACUUAUUUACAAACAAGCUAAAAUUGAGGCUUGUUUAUUUUUUAACGCUUCACCAGCAUUUAUCGUCGAGACUUUCAGUAUUUUUUCAACUUUCAGCUAAAAAACAGCUACUAGUGGUAUAAAGCAGGCUCCCUCUGCUAUCAGUCUUCUCCAGUUUGGCUCCAUAAUCCUUGAAAGGCGAGCGGUUUGUGUUUAUUGUCGGCUAACGGUAGCAGCAGCUAACGGCCGUUAGCGCUGCCGCUGUUCGGUUCGGUCAUCAUCAUGCACCGACACGUUCCGCUCCCGACGAGACCAGCCGGAAAGGAUGAGCCCAAGGGCAUAACAGCUCAGCCAGACCUGUCUGAGUGAGAGCGGCUCCGCAGAGCCGGUCCAAACCCACAGCGGAGCGGCUUUAUCCCGGGAGGAAGGGAGGGAGGAUCAACACCAGCAGCAACCAGAGAGACCACACACUGGAUUAUUCUCCCACCCAUCUUGGAACCCAAACCCAGCAGAAAUGGGUGAGCAGCCCAUCUUUAGCACGAGAGCCCACGUCUUCCAGAUCGACCCCAACACCAAGAAGAACUGGGUUCCCACCAGCAAGCACGCCGUCACUGUCUCCUACUUCUUCGACAGUACCAGGAAUGUUUAUCGGAUUAUUAGCCUGGACGGCUCCAAGGCUAUUAUCAACAGCACCAUCACCCCCAACAUGACCUUCACCAAGACGUCACAGAAGUUCGGCCAGUGGGCCGACAGCCGGGCCAAUACCGUCUACGGCCUCGGGUUCUCGUCCGAGAGCCACUUGAGCAAGUUUGCAGAAAAAUUUGCGGAGUUCAAGGAAGCAGCUCGGUUAGCAAAGGAGAAGUCCCAGGAGAAGACGGAGCUCAGCAGCACUCCCUCGCAGGAGUCUGCUCCAGGUGAACUACAGUCACCUCUGGCUUCAGAGAGCAUCAACGGGACAGAUGAGGACAGAGUCACGGCAAACACACCGAAGCACAGCGAAGCCAGAGCAGAGCCUUCACAAAAUGCAUUGCCCUUCUCUCACAGCUCCUCGAACAUCAACAAGCACUGGGAGGCUGAGCUGGCGGCGCUGAAGGGGAACAACGCCAAGCUGACUGCGGCUCUGCUCGAGUCCACGGCUAACGUCAAGCAGUGGAAGCAGCAGCUGGCGGCCUAUCAGGAGGAGGCAGAGCGGCUACACAAACGGGUGACGGAGCUGGAGUGCGUGAGCGGCCAAACCACAGUGAUCAAAUCCCAGAAAACGGAGCUGAACAGAACAAUAGAGGAGCUGGAGCUGGCUUUAAAGGCCAAAGAGGAGGAGCUGGAGAGACUCAAAGCAGAGGUGGAGAGUGCUAAUGAGUUCAAGUUUCAAAAAGACGCCCUAACGCAGAAACUAAAGGAGACGGAGUCGAGGAACCAGACGUUGGAGGCGCAGCUGAACGACCUGGAGCUGCGCCUGGAGAGCAGCCAGCUGGAGCGGGAAGCCUACAGGAAGAGCCUUCGCUCCCUGCUGGAGCUGCUGGACAGCAAGAUCUUCGAGCUGACGGAGCUGCGCGACACGCUGGCCAAGCUGAUGGAGGGCAGCUAGAGAGCCUUCAGCAUCACCGACACCACUUGAAUAAUCUCUUUUCUUUUCUAAGAGUUUACAUGACUCGAUGCAUCAAGGGUACACAGACAUCGCCACCUCAGCGCACUCAGAUGGUUUACAAAGAGCCAAGUGAAGCCUUUUCUUUGCUCCACUCUGGAAAACCUUGGAUUUUACAUUUCUGACCACCACGAUAUGCUAAACGUUCGAGCUUCGACGCCGCACCGGAGCCGCCUCGACUCCACGCUUCAAUUUUUUCCUCACCGUUCACUGAAAUCGGCCCAACGAGCUCCAAACGAGUCCGAUUUCUUUCUUUCUUCGCUCGCGGGAUUAAGAGAUAAUCCCAGAAACUGCCAGCAAAGGGUUUCAGUUCGUCUUCUUUUCCUCCACAACCUAUGAGCAAUACAUUAGAGGAGGGUCUGUGAACUCUUUCCAAUCUCACUUUCAGGUAAUUUUCCUGCUCCUGGUUUGAAGCGAUGCAGGAUUUUAUUCAUUCUGUUCUUUGUCCUUUUUUUAAUUUUUCGUGUGUUUAUGGGUGAAUCGGAUUAUUUCCUUUCUUUUCGACGCAUUUGGAAGUGCAAUGAUUGAAUCCUCUUUUUUUAUUAUUAUUAUUAUUUAUUACUGAAGUAUUUAGAUUAAUUAACAUUGUAAAAAAUGCAAAAGGUCGUUUAAUUUAAUGUUAUCGUUUGUUGUGUGGCUUUGAGGAUCGUUUUGUUUGAAGGGGGGAAAUUAAUGAAACGGGGAAAAAUAGGAAAGUUGUUUUUUCUUUUGCCAAAUACUGUUCUCCUGUACAGAUCUGAACUCUUGCUGAUGUUGCCUUGGGCACUGAGAUGCAUCAACGGUAGCUAACUGACGGUACGGUUGUUGGGUUUUUUCUGUUUGUUUGUGUUUUUUUUUCUUGUGGGAUUACCUGUUGCCAAAAACGAAACGCUGUUCCACGGUACGUACACCCGCAGACACUGUUUAAGGGCUUGUUCUUGGUUCGGGUUCAAACUUAGCGGCGACUUUAAUUAAAAGCGUAGAUGUACCACUGUUGCU
Messenger RNA from Cyprinodon variegatus (sheepshead minnow), 3250 nucleotides. It is a transcript of the gene homer1, whose product is annotated as homer scaffolding protein 1. Gene Ontology annotation, cellular component: plasma membrane; dendrite; postsynaptic density. Gene Ontology annotation, biological process: G protein-coupled glutamate receptor signaling pathway; regulation of store-operated calcium entry. The coding region runs from base 1145 to 2215 and encodes 356 amino acids. The record is from RefSeq and is a predicted model, not a curated record. The transcript is spliced from 9 exons. NCBI's taxonomy places the organism in Eukaryota, Metazoa, Chordata, Actinopteri, Cyprinodontiformes, Cyprinodontidae. Gene Ontology annotation, molecular function: G protein-coupled glutamate receptor binding.